AUGGCGCAGCUGAUUCAGAUGAUGCAGUCACGCCAGUCAGUAUCAGACAAGUCGCCAGACAGUCCCGAGGCCAGCGACGCAGAGGCGAGUCAGCGACGGCGAAAGUCGGUGGCUUUUGCAGAUGACAAGCACGGAGGCACCAAUGAUGAGAGUCAACUAGACAAGGACUCGAUAAAUCACUCAACCAAUGAACAAAUGUCGACUCCACACGCGAGUCCUCAAGACAUGAGUCGAGAGAGCAAUCCAGGCAAAGACCGCCCUAUCGUAUCACAGCAACAGUCUCUAGGGUUCGCAAUCAGGAAUCAGGUUUUCCAACCAGAAGACGAAACCCUAGAAUCAUUUUUACCCAGGGAUAAGCUAGAAGAAUCUCUGACACAGCAGCGGAUCAUAGAAGCACUCAGAAUAGAAGGAGAAUUCCCCCCUGAGAGGCUGGAAUCCAUCGCGCGAGAUAUCAUAGACCCCCUGGGGUUCAUGACUAGCUCUCAACCGCAUCUACGUUCUCGAAAAGAGAUCUUUGCAAUCCUCUCGUUGAUCGAUAAGAUCUCAACUAUUGAAAGCUUCAUCCAAGACGGACUUUUUGAUCAUGACCUGCCUUUUCGCUAUCUUCGACAGACGGAUUCUUUGGAUGGUAAUACACGCCCGUGGGUAAUGAAAACUUGCGACCUACACAGGGAAUCAAGGGAAAUCCCAUUUUUUCGCAAGUGGUCAAAUAAAGAGGCCGAGUCAUUCGAAGGACGACAGUGGAAAGUGCAUAUUCCGGUAUUUACCGGCAUCCCCGAGACAACUGACAAGCCGACACACUAUGUCCUGGCAAAAAAGGCAAAUCUUCCAUACAUUUUCAAAACAGAAGUAGGAAGAGGUGGGUUUGGCGCUGUUGACAGGGUAGAGAUACACGCUAGUCACACUAUUACAUCGGGAAAUCCAGCGGUGGUUGCUGUAAAAAGACUGGGAACCUCGGAACGAUGCGUAUUCGAUAGAGAGGUUUCGAAUCUCAACCGAUUCGCGACAAAAGAUGCGCCGCAUCUGAUUCAGCUUCUUUGGACAUUUUCCCUUGGGUCAGAGCAUCACCUUGUAUUCCCAUGUGCGGACGGAAAUUUGAUGGAUCUAUGGAGACGACACCAUGCUCCCCUAGCGGCAAGCCAGGACCAUGAAACGGCGCUUUGGUUUUCCAGACAGUGCCUCGGGAUUGUUCAAGGACUCAACAUGAUUCACCAGACCAACGACCCUGACUCAGACGAGCCGCAAAAAUACGGUCGACACGGAGACUUAAAACCCGAGAACAUCCUGUGGUUCAGACAAUCCAGUAGUACGGAGCCAGGAUACAGUCUUGGUACGCUAAAAAUAUCAGACUUCGGUCUAACGAGAUUCCACAGAACACAAACCAAGUCUCACAUUAACACUAAUGGAAUUGGAUGGUCGCCAACAUACAGGGCACCUGAAUACGAUGUACACGAUGAAGUCGCCCAGAGCUACGACAUCUGGUGUUUAGCGUGCGUUUUCCUCGAGUUCACUACAUGGUACCUCAACGGCUGGGACGCAGUGGACAAAUUCGCUGAGUCUCGGAAGAAAGAGGACAGCAAUCCUAUAAUGAGGCAAGAUACAUUCUUCAAUCAUAUUCACGAAGGAAAUAGAGUUAGCGCUAUUGCUAAGAAAUCUGUCGCAGUGGAAAUGCGAAAUCUGUACGAACAUGCCGACGCCUCAGACCUCACCAUAGAUCUUCUUGAGUUUGUGGAAACUGACCUACUUCGGAUGCGCCCUGAACUCCGAACGAGGUGUUCCAAAGUUGUGCACAGGCUUCAAGGUCUUUUCGACAAGUCUUGUAGUAACCCAGAUUAUUGCUUGACGUUGGCAAGAGACCUGCCAGUUCGAAAAGAUACGGACCUCUCACGCUUGGAUCCUGUGGGCGUGACUAUACAAUAUCAUGCAGGCGGGAUGCGAUCAGAUGAUAUACUUCCCCAGCUUAGGCAACGACGAGGAUCAGGCUCCUCGAGUCCAAGGCUGUCGUCAUUCCGACAAUCGAAUCCUCAAGUGGCCACUUUGUUUGAGGAGCCAGUCAGUGUUGAUUACGUUGUGCAUAAGGAAAUGCCAAAUGGUCAACUGCAGCAACCGAUCAAGUCCCAAAUCAAGCCGGUCAGCAACUCUGACAUGCAGGAUACGAUUGACACUGCUACACCAAAUGACAAUUCUGAAAUCGCAGUGACUACAGUGGAAAAAGUGGAUCUAAGAACCAGCGAGCAAGAGGAAUAUGGUCAAGGUUAUGGUCAGCCUGACCAGCAGAGAGAUGAAGUAGGCCCGUCAACAAAGUUACAAAAUCUUGCUGUUUCCUCAACAGACGUACAGCCCGAGCAAAAGAAAAAGCGUUCGAAGCGAAGAGACAAGGUGAAAUCAGGGCUUAGCUGGGUUUUCUGUUGCCGUAGUGGACAACAUAAGGAAUAG
Messenger RNA from Fusarium graminearum PH-1, 2436 nucleotides. RefSeq lists its product as uncharacterized. NCBI's taxonomy places the organism in Eukaryota, Fungi, Ascomycota, Sordariomycetes, Hypocreales, Nectriaceae. Gene Ontology annotation, biological process: peptidyl-serine phosphorylation; peptidyl-threonine phosphorylation. Bases 1 to 2436 code for a protein of 811 amino acids. The record is from RefSeq and is a predicted model, not a curated record. The transcript has 4 exons. Gene Ontology annotation, molecular function: ATP binding; protein serine/threonine kinase activity.